This is a messenger RNA of Prorocentrum cordatum, 1056 nucleotides long. The record is from the annotation of a GenBank genome assembly. Lineage: Eukaryota; Dinophyceae; Prorocentrales; Prorocentraceae.
AUGGCUGCCUCGUCGGACGACGAGCCCGCCGACUACCUCGGUCUGGGGGCCGAGGUGGUCGCGGCGGCCCUCGCGGCGGCCGCGCCGCCGCCAGGGCCAGCCGCAGCCCCGGCGGCGCUGCGGGGGCCCCGGCGGCGCCCCAGCUUCGGCGGCUCAGGCGGCAGGCUGGGCGCGGGCCACGCUGCGGAGCGCAGCGUGGAGGCGCACCACGCCGUGUGCGCGGGCAUGCGGGCUGCCAAGGCAGAGCGGCGGUGCCGCGCCAAGGACGACGCGGUCAGGGCCACGUUCGACGCCGCGCAGGCUGUGUGCAGGAGGCCGUCGGACCUGCCCCUUGUGCUGUCCUCGAGCGGCGCCCUGGCGGUCAAGGACGACGACGAGGUGUGCGCCAGGGCCUCCGCCAGCGAGAUCGUCGCAGUGGCUUUCUCCCGCGGGAGUCGCAGCCGAGUGGCCGAGGUCCACGAUCGGUCCGCAGGCACUGUGGACAGUCAUCGCAUCCUGGCCGCGGCGGCCAUCCACCGCGCCAAUGACAUCUGGCUGCGGCGACUGCGGGAGCGCGUCGUUGAGGAUCGCCCAUUGUGUGUCAUCAGAUCGUUGGCUUGGGACGAGACGACCGAGCGGCUCGCCCUGCCGCUGUGCCCCGAGGCAUGCCCAGACGUUUCGGUCAAGAGCAGUUGGCACGUCUUGGUAAGUUGCGAUACGAUGUCCGUCAUAUACCCGAAUUUCUCAGCCGGGUUUGCCUUCAACCGGCCCGUGAUCCCGUUGGCGUCGACGUCUGCGAGUGCCAUCUCGGCUGGCCUGUUCGACGCGCCACCCGUCCGGAAGUUCACGGAAACGGCCCGCUCGAUGUCCGACGCCUCGCCCCCGUUCGGCAACAUCCUGCAUUUUGACAGGGACGGGGCUUCGGCGAACACCAAGCUGGUCGCUGACCAUCAGAUGCAUCACGCUGCACGCGGGCCUUCCAACCUGAGCAGCGACAUGUCGUGCGGCUCGCAUCGCACCAACUUGUGCGAGUGCGCCGUCAUCUCUGGCGGCGCACCGGAGAGGGGGCAUGGGUGA